Molecule: messenger RNA, 2187 nt
Organism: Cutaneotrichosporon cavernicola
Lineage: Eukaryota; Fungi; Basidiomycota; Tremellomycetes; Trichosporonales; Trichosporonaceae
Exons: 3
Coding region: 1-2187 (728 amino acids)
Source: RefSeq, a predicted model, not a curated record
AUGUCAGCCCUCAUUCCUCCCAAGGAACCGGCGGAGGCGCAGAACAACCUUCGCCUGCUCGCCGACCCAUUCGCAGCCGGCCACCCCAACGGCCCAAUGGCACACAUCUCGCUCUUGCUUGCUGACGAGACGUGCCGUCUCUACCCUCAACAAGCUGUCGAUCUCUAUCUCAACGAGAUCGACGGUGCGUACCUGCCAAUCGAAGACUAUAACUUCGACCGCGUUUUAUACCCACACCUCUCCAGUGUCAAGGACAAAGUCGCCCAACAUAAGGCGUCUGGUUCAUCAUCCUCCUGCCCUGCAGUUGGCAGCGCAUCUCUCAAUGCCGCUCGCUACACUCGCACCUCCCCUCGCCGCUCGCGUUCUGGGACAAUGAACCUUGUCAACGUGUCGGUCACUAGGAACUAUGAGGGUCCUUUCCAUUCGGGAAUGCGGGCUCUCAAUGCUGCUGUAAUGGACGUGGAACGCGACAGUCGUGGGCAACACCGCUCGCCAUCCACGGACGCCGAGGUCAAGAUCGACAACCACGGUCAGGGACAUUCCUCACUCAGUGGAAGCUUUGCCUCUGGUACGAAGCGCUCCUACCCUACGGCCAAUUCAACAGUCUCAGCAGCCACCGUACGCCCAACCAAGCGCUCUCGUGCCACCAGCCGGCCGACUACCGAGUCAAGCCUACAGGGCAAGCUCAGCAGCCAGCCGGUCCUAUCACUUGGCACCGGACAACUGCCUGCAGUUGCUGGAAUGGCCCUCAAGCGGCCGUGCCCUACAGCUCCCCCUGGACAACGAGACAACCCUGCCUACAUCAAGGCGGUGAGAGACUGGAUUACUGAGCGCACAAAAAUCGCCAAGCCCUCCCAGGAUGAACUCGACAAGCUCCUCGUUAACAACUUCAUGUGCGGCAAGAUCUACAUGCGGCACCCAUGCAAUGACGAGUUCAACGAGGAGACGAACAUGGACCCCGAGCUUUGGAGCAGCAGCACCGGGUGGGGCAAGACUCUCGUCCCCGAAGCGACUGUCUAUAGUCGUCUCACGGGCAGCGAGAAGGAGCAACUGUACGACUGGCCCGACCGCGACCUCUGGAAGGCACUUUUCAUUAUCUGGCUCCGCGACUACACUGAUAGGUACACCCGCGUUGUGUUUUACCAACAGUGCUUCCGCUGCCAGCGCGGUGGCUGGUCGUGCAUGGUGGAUCACGAGAUGUUUACCAAGACGGACAUCAAGCACAAGGCCGGGAAGAAGGGAGGAACUUUCCGGUCUGCCUGUAUCCCGUGUCGCGUCUCCAAGGCGGAUUGCUCCCAUUCCAAGCUCGCUGAGCCGCUCGAGGAGACUCGUUUGGGGAUAAAGGACCUCGAGUCGUACUGGAAGGGAGAGAUUACUUUGAGCCAACUGUUCGCUAAGCGGCAGCGGCCCGAAAAGGAGGUCGGCCCUUUCGACCCCCACGGCGUCCCUGCCCAUAUCGACCCCAAGGAGGAUGCUGCCUUUGCAAAGAUCGAAAAUCUCGAGAAGGCUCACGCGGACCGCCUUCCACUCAUCCCUCGGAGGACAACAAUCACCAAAUGCCAGCGCAAUGCCCGGGAAGUACGCCAGACACGCCGUGCCGAGCGUGACAAGGCCCCAGGUGGCGUCCAGGAGAUGAAAAAGCUGGCUAUGGUCAAGUACCUCGCCGACCGCCUUGGGAAUGGGACUCUCAGUGCACCCAUGUACAAGUGGAAGGACUUGGACAAGACGCUUCGCGAGAAUGUCAGCAACCAACGCAAGGAUGGUAGACAGACGGUGCCUCCACCUGAUGACGUGGGGCCUUACCCCGACUUCUACGCGAUGUGGAUGGGCGACGACAGCACCAACACGCUCCAACCUUCGCUGAACACCGAUAACCCUAUCUCCGGUUCUCCUGAGGGCCGCAUCCGCCGCAGCUCCACCUCACAGUUCCUCAGUCGCGUCCGCACCCGCUCCAGCUCGGGAGGUUCUAGCUCGCCCCCCCAGUUCUUCCGUGGCGAGAGCGUGCCAGGGCUGGAUGACACGCGUUCCCCAACUGUAGACCCACUACAGCUCCACACUCCCAGCCCAGUCCUUGGAGCUCUUCCUGGCGAUGGUCUGGUCAUCACCGAGCCUGAAGCCGAGUCGUCUUCCGGGCACGGUUCAAAGCGUCCUAAGCGCCUCCAACGAGUAGAGGCUAAAGACCCCUGA